This is a messenger RNA of Nakaseomyces glabratus, 1050 nucleotides long. It is a transcript of the gene ARG82, whose product is annotated as inositol polyphosphate multikinase. Gene Ontology annotation, biological process: inositol phosphate biosynthetic process; phosphatidylinositol phosphate biosynthetic process. Gene Ontology annotation, molecular function: inositol-1,4,5,6-tetrakisphosphate 3-kinase activity; inositol hexakisphosphate kinase activity; inositol-1,4,5-trisphosphate 3-kinase activity. Lineage: Eukaryota; Fungi; Ascomycota; Saccharomycetes; Saccharomycetales; Saccharomycetaceae. The record is from RefSeq and is a predicted model, not a curated record. Gene Ontology annotation, cellular component: nucleus; cytoplasm.
AUGCGUGCGUUUCAACACAGGGCUGCUGGGCACGACGGGUUGCUCACAGAGGGCGAAGGUGCGCUGGUGUUCAAGCCGUACCAUGCGAAGGAAGCUGCGUUCUAUAUGGAGGUGCAGCGGCGGAGGGUUGACGAGCCUGGAGCUGCGCAGGAUGUGCCGCUGCACCUGUGGAUGCCCUGCUUCAUGGGCGUGCUGGAGCAAGGCGAUGUCAGGAAGCCCGGGGCUUCCGGCAAUACACCCGCUGGGAGCAAGUAUAUUGUGUUGAACAACCUGCUGCAUGGGUACUCGAGACCGAACGUGAUGGAUAUUAAGCUGGGGUCUGUGCUCUACGAUGAGGAUGCUCCGCUGGAGAAGAGGCAGCGGUUGCAGGAGGUGAGCAGGACCACGACGUCGGGGUCUCUGGCGUUUCGGAUAUGCGGGAUGAAGAUAGAACGGGGGAAAGCUAGCUGUACCGCACUAGAUGAGGCACACUACGAUGUGGAGACUCACCAUGGUGUGGAAUACCUGUCGGUGAACAAGUUCUACGGAAGAACUAGAACUAAGGAUGAUAUCAGCGAGGCCAUUGAACUGUUCUUUAAUAAUGAAAGGCUGUCUAAGCCACGGAAAAAGCAACUUUACGACACUUUCUGGCAGCGGUUGCAAUUGUUCUACAACACUCUACUUGACACAAAGGCGAGAUUUAUAUCUAGUAGCUUGCUAUUCGUAUAUGAGAGUGACCCUGCAGCAUGGGAAGAGCUCGAUGAUGUUGAUGAGCUGGUACACGACUACGAAGUUGAACUCAUAGAUACUGACGAGGAAGACGACGAGCUCGCUGGCGGGUUUGUACAACAAACUACACAAGCCAGCAUGGUUAUAGAUACGAGAGAUGACGAUGAGCUGCCCAAUCCAACGAUUAUGAACGAGAAGGUGGAGCCCCGAAAUAAGAAACUGAGCUCGAUGACUUUUAUAGACUUUGCUCACUCACAGUUUACAGAUACAGACGACUACGAUGAGAAUGUCAUAUUGGGUGUGGAAAACUUAAUCGAUAUAUUUAAUGAGUUACGAAUCUGA